UAUCAACAAACGCAAGAAGUCUCUGCCACUUACCGGUGUUCAGUCUACUGAUUAUGUUAGGUCACCAAUGAAUCACCUGCUGGGAAGUGUUAAAGAUGUCUUGGGAUGCCUUCGCCAAGGCUCCGUUUCUGCCGUGGAGCUUGUGGAGGCAGCUCUACGGCAGCAAGAAACCUUGGCCAGAUUAAAUGCAUUUAUAUCCAGAACAUCAGAGACAGCCUUCAAAGCAGCAGAUAAGUCACAGAAAAGAUACGAGAAAAAAGAAAAUAUUGGUCCUUUGGAAGGACUACCAGUGGCUGUGAAGGACAACUUCUGCACUGCUGGAAUCCCCACCACCUGCGGCUCAAAAAUGUUACAGAACUAUGUCCCUCCCUACUCUGCCACCGUGGUGAAGAGACUGGAAAGAGCAGGUGCUGUCAUAAUAGGCAAAACAAACUUGGAUGAGUUUGCAAUGGGGUCUGGCACUGUUGACUCAUCCUUUGGACCCACGAGAAAUAUCUAUCGCUCGGGAAUCAGAUACCGAGUCCAGAAUCAGCAAGAACUGAAGGACGAUGUCUCGGAUGUUCCUACUGAAGGGCUGGAUGGAGACUGGUUCAUCGCUGGAGGGAGCUCUGGUGGCAGUGCCGUGGCGGUGGCUUCAGGAGCAUCAUUCCUAGCUCUUGGGUCAGACACAGGUGGGUCUGUUCGCAAUCCUGCUUCUUACUGUGGUGUUGUUGGUUUCAAGCCUUCGUAUGGAGUGGUUCCCCGUGCGGGUCUUAUCAGCCUUGUCAAUUCCAUGGAUGUGCCUGGUUUGUUUGGGCGUUAUGUUGAUGACGUUGCUACCAUGCUGGCUGUCUUAGCAGGCUGGGAUUCUCAGGAUUCAACUAGUGUAUCUAGUGAGCUGUCAGACUUAACGCUGCCUGAGGAGCCUCGUCUUGAUGGCCUGGUCAUCGGCAUCCCAAGAGAAUACCAUUGCCCUGGUAUGAGCUCUGAGGUUGUUGAUGCGUGGACAAAAGUAGCUGAUAUCAUGGAAGACUCUGGUGCUGAGUUGAGACAGGUAUCGAUGCCCCACACCAAAUACUCCAUACUCUGCUACUCUGUCUUGAAUCCUUGUGAAGUAGCAUCAAACUUCACGAGAUACACUGGGGUAGAAUAUGGACACCGCGUUGAUGCCUCCCACUCCAUGGAGGCGAUGUAUGCACUCACAAGGUCUGCUGGGCUCAAUGAUGUAGUGAGAGGACGGAUCUUGGCCGGGAAUUAUUUUCUUCUAAGGGAGAAUAAGGAAAAAUACUACAAGCAGGCACUAAAAGUCCGGCGACUAAUAUUGCAAGAUUUUGAGAAUGUUUGGAACUCUGGAGUUGAUUUCCUUCUGACGCCAGUAACACUGUCUGCUGCCUUGAGGUUCUCCGAAUUCAAUCAGAUUGACAACCGCACCCAGACAGCCACACAGGACAUCUGCACUCAGGCAUCGAACAUGGCUGGAGUGCCUGCUGUGACUGUGCCUGUGUCACUCAAUGGAGAAGGUCUGCCACUUUCUCUGCAGCUCAUGGCACCGACAAACAGAGAUGCAGCUUUGCUUUCCGUUGCAAAGUGGAUUGAGCAACAUAUGAAUUUCCCUCGUUUGUGUAUAUUAUGAUGUGAAUAUUUGGUUUGUACAUAAUUUUUAGUAAAAUUGUUUAUGAGGAU
Penaeus chinensis is the source of this 1662-nucleotide messenger RNA. It is a transcript of the gene GatA, whose product is annotated as glutamyl-tRNA(Gln) amidotransferase subunit A, mitochondrial-like. The record is from RefSeq and is a predicted model, not a curated record. The coding region runs from base 68 to 1612 and encodes 514 amino acids. The transcript has 9 exons. Gene Ontology annotation, molecular function: glutaminyl-tRNA synthase (glutamine-hydrolyzing) activity. Gene Ontology annotation, biological process: mitochondrial translation; glutaminyl-tRNAGln biosynthesis via transamidation. NCBI's taxonomy places the organism in Eukaryota, Metazoa, Arthropoda, Malacostraca, Decapoda, Penaeidae. Gene Ontology annotation, cellular component: mitochondrion; glutamyl-tRNA(Gln) amidotransferase complex.